Molecule: messenger RNA, 2308 nt
Organism: Eucalyptus grandis
Lineage: Eukaryota; Viridiplantae; Streptophyta; Magnoliopsida; Myrtales; Myrtaceae
Product: pyruvate kinase isozyme A, chloroplastic
Exons: 6
Coding region: 148-1914 (588 amino acids)
Biological process (GO): glycolytic process
Cellular component (GO): chloroplast stroma; cytoplasm
Molecular function (GO): magnesium ion binding; pyruvate kinase activity; potassium ion binding
Source: RefSeq, a predicted model, not a curated record
CCGUUCUCUCUCCCCUCUUCGGAAACUCCGCCACUGUCCCCAAAAACCCAUUAAAAGCUCCGCCUUUGGCUCCCGUCGUCUCCACUCUCCUCCUCCUCCUCCGCGGCAAUCACCACCGCCGCCCUCGCCUCCGCCGGAGAUCGAGCCAUGUCGGCGCAGUCCCUCCACUUGUUCACCGGCUCGCCGAGCGUGGCUUUCCUGAGCAAAUCCAACCACCACCCCAGGCCUUCCUUCCCCGCCACACUCCGCCCCUUGCCCUCCGCCGCCGCCGCCGCCGCCUUCUCCGGCCUCUCCAUCAGAGCCUCCGCGUCCGACGGAAACCCGCAGUCCCCGUCGGCCCCGCGCGUCCUGGUGUCGGACAAUGGGGCCGGGGCCGUGAUUUCGCGGCCCGCGUCCGCCGGCGACGCGGCGGCCAUCGAGGUGGACGCGGUGACGGAGGCCGAGCUGAAGGAGAACGGGUUCCGGAGCACGCGGCGCACGAAGCUCGUGUGCACCAUCGGCCCCGCCACGUGCGGGUCGGAGCAGCUGGAGGCGCUCGCGGUGGGCGGGAUGAACGUGGCGCGGAUCAACAUGUGCCACGGCACGCGGGAGUGGCACCGCCGCGUCAUCGAGCUGGUCCGGCGGCUCAACGAGGAGAAGGGCUACGCCGUCGCCAUAAUGAUGGACACGGAAGGGAGCGAGAUCCACAUGGGCGAUCUCGGCGGGGCUGCUUCUGCGAAAGCCGAGGAUGGUGAAAUAUGGACUUUUAGCGUGAGGGCUUUUGAUUCCACUCUCCCUGAACGAACCAUCAUUGUGAAUUAUGAUGGUUUUGCUGAAGAUGUGAAGGUUGGGGAUGAACUCCUUGUGGAUGGUGGAAUGGUGAGGUUUGAAGUGAUUGAGAAAAUUGGUCCAGAUGUUAAAUGCCAAUGUACUGAUCCCGGACUUUUGCUUCCGCGUGCUAAUUUGACUUUCUGGAGAAAUGGUAGUCUAGUUCGGGAACGUAAUGCAAUGCUUCCGACAAUUUCUUCAAAGGACUGGCUGGACAUUGAUUUUGGGAUCGCCGAGGGUGUUGAUUUUAUUGCAAUAUCAUUUGUCAAGUCUGCUGAUGUUAUAACUCAUCUUAAGAGUUACAUUGCUGCUCGCUCUCGUGAUGCGGACAUUUCAGUCAUUGCAAAGAUAGAGAGUAUUGACUCAUUGAAGAACUUAGAAGAGAUCAUUCUAGCAUCAGAUGGAGCUAUGGUUGCCAGAGGUGAUUUGGGUGCUCAGAUACCACUUGAGCAGGUCCCGUCAGCUCAACAAAAAAUUGUUCAGGUCUGCAGGCAGCUUAAUAGACCAGUUAUUGUUGCUUCUCAAUUGCUUGAAUCUAUGAUCGAGUACCCUACACCAACUAGAGCCGAAGUUGCCGAUGUUUCAGAAGCAGUUAGACAGAGAGCCGAUGCUCUGAUGCUCUCUGGUGAGUCAGCCAUGGGUCAGUACCCAGAGAAGGCAUUGACAGUCUUGAGGAGUGUAAGUGUGAGAAUAGAGAAGUGGUGGAGGGAAGAGAAACGCCAUGAAGCUAUGGAACUUCCACAUAUAGGAUCUUCAUUUGCAGACAACAUUUCGGAAGAGAUAUGCAUUUCUGCUGCCAAGAUGGCUAACAAUUUGGGGGUGGAUGCACUUUUUGUCUACACAAAAUCCGGUCACAUGGCAUCUCUCCUCUCGCGAUGCCGACCUGACUGCCCAAUUUUUGCUUUCACAACUACAACAUCAGUGAGGAGGCGUCUGAACCUUCAGUGGGGCCUGAUACCGUUCAGAUUAAGCUUCUCUGAUGACAUGGAAAGCAACCUCAAUAAGACAUUCUCUCUUCUCAAGGCCAGAGGGAUGAUCAAAUCGGGUGAUCUUGUCAUUGCUGUUUCCGACAUGUUGCAGUCUAUUCAAGUCAUGAACGUACCCUGAGGAGUACUCAUUUUCCAUGUGAGUAAAUUGUGUUAAGUGGCAAUUCUGGAUUAUGAUGAUCAUCAGAGUUUCAACAACGGGGUUGCGGUCAAGAAGUUCCUUUUUCAGAUUUUGGAUCAUCCUGCUUCAGAUUGGUAUGCAUUUGAGCCUGCGGCUGGUUCUGCAAUCUCCUGCUUGGCUUUGAGCUGCUGACAAUGCUCAACAGAGAUCGUGAUAAGGUAUCUGUCCUGAUUGCAAAGUUUGCGCACGAAGUUGGAGCUAUUGUUUCCAUUUUUUUCCCUGGUUUGAUAAUACCGGACAAUGUAACUCUUUUUUGCUUGAUUAUUGAAUACUGUACCGAGGGAUCCUAAACUAAGCAUUGCUAUCUGCGAUAAAUGAACCUAUUAUGGCGAUA